AUGGCACCAUCGAACACUGACGUCGACAUGCGUCCCGCAACGCCACCGGGAUCUGCAGAAACUUUGAUCGAAUCGAGCAUGAUUAAGGAUAGGGACAUGGAGGCAACUACUAUCGGAGGUGACAAACAUGUAAAUGCUCUGCCUGUCAAAGCAAAAGAGGCCUUGGUGUUAGCGGAUGAAUCCAAUGCUGCUAAAGUUAUGGUGGAUGGCAAGAAUGAUGAAACCACAGCUAUUGUAAAUAUUAAAGAUCCAUUAGAGGUAGCUUCUGCUCUGAAGCUGCUAGGAAGGGCCACACCAGCAGGCCACAGUGGCCUCAACUGCCACCGCUACCACUGCCACCAAAAUCCUUCAGAAUGGUGA
Lobosporangium transversale is the source of this 360-nucleotide messenger RNA. RefSeq lists its product as hypothetical. The record is from RefSeq and is a predicted model, not a curated record. Bases 1 to 360 code for a protein of 119 amino acids. NCBI's taxonomy places the organism in Eukaryota, Fungi, Mortierellomycota, Mortierellomycetes, Mortierellales, Mortierellaceae. The transcript has a single exon.